Molecule: messenger RNA, 1539 nt
Organism: Eruca vesicaria subsp. sativa (arugula)
Lineage: Eukaryota; Viridiplantae; Streptophyta; Magnoliopsida; Brassicales; Brassicaceae
Source: the annotation of a GenBank genome assembly
GAAAAAACAAAUUUUUUUAAAACACAAAUCCAUUCGUGUGCGUGCGGCUAAGUUAAAACAUUAAUGGACACUUCCUCAUCACUUUUGCUCUUCUCCUUCUUCAUCUUUUUCAUCAUCGUCCUCAUUUUCAACAAGAUCAAGGGUCUUAGAUCAUCCUCAGCUUCAAAGACAAAACUUAUUGAUCAUGUUAACACUCACAGCCACGGACCAAUCUUUCCACAAGGAAGCUUGGGAUGGCCUGUCAUCGGAGAAACCAUCGAGUUCAUCUCUUCUGCUUACUCAGACCAUCCAGAGAGUUUCAUGGACAAACGUCGACUUAUGUAUGGGAGAGUGUUUAAGUCGCAUAUAUUUGGAACGGCUACGAUCGUGUCGACGGACGCAGAAGUUAACAAAACUGUUUUACAGAGCGACCCGACCGCAUUCGUGCCCUUCUACCCGAAAACGGUGAGGGAGCUGAUGGGAAAAUCUUCAAUACUUCUGAUAAACGGGAGUUUACACCGAAGGUUCCAUGGACUAGUUGGUUCGUUCUUAAAGUCACCACUUCUCAAAGCACAAGUUGUUAAAGACAUGCAUAAGUUUUUGUCGGAAUCCAUGGAUCUUUGGUCUGAGGACCAACCUGUUCUCCUUCAAGAUGUCUCCAAGACGGUUGCAUUUAAAGUACUUGCAAAAGCAUUGAUAAGUGUAGAAAAAGGAGAAGACUUAGAAGAGUUAAAGAAAGAGUUUGAACAAUUCAUCAAAGGCCUCAUGUCAUUGCCAAUUAACUUCCCUGGAACCCAACUUCACAGAUCUCUCCAAGCUAAGAAGAAGAUGGUUAAGCAAGUUGAAAGAAUCAUAGAGAGCAAAGUUAGGAGAGCAAAAAAUAAAGAAGAAGAAGUUGUUGUUGCAAAAGAUGUUGUGGAUGUGUUGCUUAAGGACUCAAAUGAAAAUUUAACUCACAAUUUGAUUGCUAACAAUAUGGUCGACAUGAUGAUUCCUGGCCAUGAUUCGGUACCUGUUCUCAUCACCCUUGCCGUCAAAUUUCUCUCCGAUUCUCCUAGUGCUCUUCAUUUUCUAACGGAAGAAAACAUUGAGCUGAAAAGAUUAAAGGAAUUGACAGGAGACCCACUAUCUUGGAAUGACUAUUUGUCAUUACCUUUUACACAAAAGGUUAUUACAGAGACACUGAGAAUGGGAAAUGUUAUAAUUGGAGUGAUGCGAAAAGCGAUGAAAGAUGUUGAAAUAAAAGGAUACGUGAUACCAAAAGGAUGGUGCUUCUUGGCUUAUCUCAGAUCAGUCCAUCUUGAUAAACUUUAUUAUGACUCCCCCUACAAAUUCAAUCCCUGGAGAUGGCAAGAAAGAGACAUGAACACGAGUAGUUUCAGUCCUUUUGGAGGUGGUCAGAGAUUGUGCCCUGGUCUCGAUUUGGCCCGUCUUGAAACUUCAAUUUUCCUUCACCAUCUUGUCACUCGCUUCAGAUGGACUGCAGAAGAAGAUACAGUUAUAAAUUUUCCUACCGUGCAUAUGAAAAACAAGUUACCCAUCUGGAUCAAACGAAGAUGA